Molecule: messenger RNA, 4781 nt
Organism: Nothobranchius furzeri (turquoise killifish)
Lineage: Eukaryota; Metazoa; Chordata; Actinopteri; Cyprinodontiformes; Nothobranchiidae
Gene: tent5d
Product: terminal nucleotidyltransferase 5D
Biological process (GO): mRNA stabilization
Molecular function (GO): RNA binding; poly(A) RNA polymerase activity
Source: RefSeq, a predicted model, not a curated record
AUGUCUGAAAAGAGAUCCAGUCAGCGGUUUCACAGCCUGAACGCCGAGCAGGUGGAGGUCCUCCAUCAGGUGCUUUCAGAGGUGGUUCCAAUCCACGGUCGCGGGAACUUUCCCACGCUGGAGCUGCGUCCUCGCGACAUCAUCAUAGCGGUGCGGGCUAGGCUGCAGGAUCAGGGAAUCGCGGUUAGAGAUGUUCGCCUGAACGGCUCCACAGCCAGCCAUGUCCUGGUUCGAGACAACGGAACCAGCUACAAGGACCUGGACAUCAUCUUCGGGGUGGAGCUGCCGAGUCAGGAGGAGUUCCAGGUGAUUAAAGAGUCGGUGCUGGGCUGCCUGCUGGACUGCCUGCCUGCCGGGGUCAACAAAGAGCGAAUCAGCAGCGCCACAAUGAAGGAGGCCUACGUUCAGAAAAUGGUCAAGGUCUUCAACGACCACGACCGCUGGAGCCUCAUCUCUCUGUCCAACAACAGCGGCAAGAACCUGGAGCUUAAGUUUGUAAGCUCCCUGAGACGCCAGUUCGAGUUCAGCGUGGACUCGUUCCAGAUCAUUCUGGACCGCCUCCUUGAGUCCUACAUGCAGCAGGACUCUCAGCACAGAUUUGAUGCUGUUAACGUGAAGGACCAGCUCGUAGAAGCUCAGAGAGACUCUUCUUCCGUGCUCAAUCAGACCACGCCUCCAGGUGCGGAGAAGCCCACCGUCCAGGCGUCUAAGGAACCAAGGGCUCCUGUCGGCCGGACACAGCCGAGAGACGAAGUGCAUGAAAAGGAGUCUCAGACAGAAUUCUCCCAACAAACUGAACAUGCAACCCAGACGAAACUCCGCAAAGGGGAAAAAGAGUCUGCAGAGCUGGAAGAACUGGCUGAGCACAAAGAGAAUGAGUCAGAGCAGACAUCUCUCCCACCUCGGUCAGACGAGACGGACACUUCUGAGGAGUCUGGCCUGCAGACUCAGUCUGACCUCAAACAGGAGCUCGUAGACGAGUCCAAGUCAUCGGUGGCGGUAGGACAGACGGAGCAACCGGAGCGCUGUGAUGGCCAGGAAGAACUAGCUAACCACUCAAACCCGCCCGAUGAACAGAGGGAGCUCACAGAGCAGAUGGGACGUUCUGAGACACCCGACGCCUCAACAAUACCUCAGGCAGAGCCUCUAGACCGUACAGCGGAGCUGCUCAGUACGGAGAAAUCUGAUCAAACCAACGUAUCCGAGCAUCUCACAGAGGAUCGGAGCAGCAACGAGGAAGAUAACAGUCUGCACGUGUCCGAUUCAGACACCAGCACGGCUUCGUGUGCAAAGAUAGAGACACAGUUAAGAAAUGAAGGAACGGAGGAAGAAACGAGCAAGGAGCUGGAAGCAGAGAGGGGGAAUGAUCCAGAAAUGCGUGAAAUGACUGACGAGGCUUCAGCUUUGGAGGAGAAACGUGGAGAAGACACACAGAGUAUUGAUUGUCCCUGCUCCGCCUCGUCCAUCCUUACACUUAGCAACACACAGCCUGCUGACACCGAGGAUUCACCGGAGAUUCACAGCACACAACUCACAGAUAACUCAGAGAAAGCAGCCGAUGCUGUCAACCCUCCAUUUACUCAGGAAAUCGUUCCCGCACCGCCUAGCCUUGUUUCUGACAGAAAGACCUCAUCCUCCCCCUGUUGUAAGGUCUCAGAGAGACUGUCUCACAUGGUGGUGCUCAAACACUCGUCCCCAAAGCCGCCUCGGAGGAUGUGUCGAAAGGUCUCCUCCGGUCCUCACCCCAGCCACGUCCCUGAAAACGAACGUACUGUUGCCUCCUGUCCAGAGUCCGAGUCCCCAGCAGAACCAGGACAGGUCUCUCAGCUGAAGCCAACAACUCCCACUUUGCACCCUGCAGUUUUCCCAGCAGAUUCUGGGCCUGAGCCUUCACUUCCCGACCUAACCUCAGCUCCAGUUCCAGCCCUGGUUGCGAUUUCCACAUCCCCGCCUGAACUUGUGUCCGCAGUACCUCCUGAGGCUUCUACCCCUCCCAAAAUCCCAGACGCUUCAGGUGAAGCAAGCUUAAAGGACACAUCAAACACACACGAGCAAAGCCAGUCCAGCCCUAGAGAGUCGCUCUCAGAACCCAAAGAACCAGAGCCUCGCAACUCACCAGGUCCGCCCAGCUCCAACACCCAAGAACCUCCACCCCCACCAGCUGAGGAAGCUGAAGCUAGCACGGAGCAGCAGACCCCAACGAUGAGCCUAAAUACCAGUCCUCCAGACAACUCCUGUCCAAAUGUCAUCCCUCCUCUUCUCAGUCUGUCCCCUCCUAAUUUCACACCCUCACCCCCCAGCCUCAGCCCUCCCCCAUGCUUGACCCCCCCGUCUCCGAUGCUGAGCACCAUGAGCCCCACCAGCUUCAGCUCUCCUCCUCAGAGUUUCAGCCCGACCUCCUCCUGCCUCAGCUCACCUCCAUACCUCACCCCUCCCAUGCUUAGCCUUAGCCCCCCUCCACUCUGUCCAACCCCACCCUCCCCCAGCCUUAGCCCUCCCCUCCUCUGCUUCACCCCACCAGUAGAGUCCAAGGACAUUUUACCUCAGGUGUGUUCAGACGUGGAGUGUUUGAUGGCGAAUGCAGACGUGGAUGAAGCCGCUCCCCAGUCAGCAGCUCCAUUACAGAUGGAGGAUGAAAAGGACCAUAACUGUAUCUCAUCGCUGCCUCAGGUCGCUGAGCCUGCAUCUUUUCCAAUCGCAAUUCCCAGUUCCACCUCACAUGCGUUGCCUCAGCCUCAGUCUGAAGGCUCAGGGGCAUCUGCCACUCCUAAACCCACUGAAGCGUUCAAACCUGUGCCUGACAAUAAAGAGCCCCCCGAGGCAACCGCAGACACGUCUGAACUGUGCAGCUCUCCUCGAGUAUUAGACUCCGUCCCCGAUGUCGAGGUCCUGGCAGAGAGCAUGUAUGGGGACUUCGAAGCAGCGAUGGACCACCUGCGCUACCGUUUGAUCGCUACCAGGAAUCCUGAGGAGAUCCGCGGUGGCGGCUUGCUGAAAUACAGCAACCUGCUGGUGAGAGAUUACCGACCCGCCAGUGAGACCCAGAUAAAGACUCUGGAGCGCUACAUGUGCUCGCGGUUCUUCAUCGACUUCCCCGACGUGCAGGAGCAGCAGAGGAAGAUCCUGUCCUACUUGAAGAACCACUUCAUCGGCGAAGAGAGAAGCAAGUACCAGUACCUGAUGACGCUGCGUCGCGUCAUCGAUGACAGCACCGUGUGUCUGAUGGGUCACGAGAGGCGCCAAACGCUGAACAUGAUCACCGUGUUGGCUCUGAAGGUUCUCGGAGAGCAGAACAUCAUACCCAACACGGACCACGUCACGUGCUUCUACCAGCCUGCCCCGUACCUUGCGGAGCACAGCGCCCCCUAUCUAGCAGAACCUAGCUACUGCAGCUACUACAUACCACAGGGGGGAUCAGCCCUGCUGUACCAGCCGUACCCUUUACACCUGCACCCACAGACGGGACUCGUCUGAGACUCACACGGGCGCACGCUAACUCCCACCGGAGCAGGGAGCCCGCGUUUACUAGAGCUGGAAAACGAAAAAUGUAAUCCAGGGAUAAAUGGUUUGGUCUAUAAUAGACCUUGCGGGGGUGGGAGUGAGUGGGAAACCGUAUUGAGUGCUCGAUACGGUUCUAACGUGAUGACAUCUAAUUAUCUGGGCUCUGUGGGAAAACCAAAAUUCUUCCGAAGUUGUUCAAAUUCCAGAAAAUGUUGUUUGCACUGCAUGAGUCAUGGGCCUGUGUUCUCCCUGGAAAACCAACCGCACUGUUGACACACACACACACACACACGCACACACACACACACGCACACACACACACACACACACUUCCAGGUUCUUUUACCCUGUUUUAAUGUUCCUACUGUGUUGUUCUUAAUGGGUUUGUUCAGAGCGUGGACCCUGCCUGUGGUUAAUAUUGUGCAUGGAUACAUUAGGACUGUUUCUCACUGCCAAAUACUGUGUGACUACUAUGCUUCUCAGUUUCUUGUAACUUUGAUAGUCUGUCACAGAAAGGAGGUAUUCCUAAAAAAAUGGCCAGAAGUCUACGGUGUUUUAAAGACGUUAUGUACCCGAUGAUAGUCCAUGCAUGAGUAGCUGAUUAGAUCACAUUCGAGGUCAAAUUAAGGAUUGUAUUUAUUAGAAAUGGAUCUAUUUUUGCAAGACUUUCCGAGACGAAAAGACAAAUGCCAACAACAAUGCCUUUGGUGUGGACUGUACAGCAUAUUUGUUACCGUGUGUCACGUGCAGAUUACGAUGCAUUGUUUUUCAGGUGAGCUGUGUUCCAACGUAGUGCUCGUUUCCUUUCCCGUCGUGAAGGUCCUUCUGUAAACACGUGGGUUAUCGUAUCAUGGAGCGUUGCUUUAAUAACGUUUCCUCUGUGGCGUUUAUCCGGGUCUAACCAUCUUUGGGUCGUUCACGAACACGGAAGACGCCAUUCUUGUUUAAACACACACGACUCCUCUCUCGCUGUGUGGCCGAGCUUCAGAGGACCUGUGGAGAGCCGAGCAACAGCGACUGCAACCAAAGAUGGUCUAGUUGGGAAAUCAAGUGCCUAAAUGUGAGACAUCACUGGCAUGUCUUUAUCUCACCGCACUGUGGGUGUUCAAGGGCGUGGGUCCAGCACUGGGAUGUGUGUGUGUGUGUGCGUGUGUGUGUGUGUUCAGUUAAUUUUCCCCUGUUGCUGCUGCCUGUUUGGAUGUCUUCUUUAACGUAGUCCUUUGUUGUAGUUUAUUCGUGUACGUUUUUAUAAAAUAAAGAAAAAAACGUACAAACCUUCA